GAGUUGAAACCUGCAUUGCCGUUCUCGUCAGCCUCCCCAGUCGGUCGUGCCAUCCUCUUCUCCUGUCAUGUCCGUGCCCAGGAACUACGAUAUGGUGUCAUCCUCCCUAGCUCCACUCCUGUACAGAAAGAAAUAAGUGUUCUAUCAUUGCUAUAUUUAUAAAGUUUUUGACGUUAAUUUUACUUUUUCACAAUUUGUCAACUAAUUCAAUUUUAUUAAGGAAGAAUAUUAAUUGACCAACAAAAACAGUAAAAAUGUUGUGCCGCUUGAUAUGGAGGCUUAUAUUGUUCUUCUUCUUCCCUCUCUGGAUAACGAUAUGGAUUGCCAAGAUAGUGAUUCCAAUAUACUUUAUGGUAUUUAAAUUUUUCUUAAGCUGGUGUUGGAGCUGGUGGUGCCCGAUGUCUGCAACUGUACUUCGAGCUGCUGAGAAAAAAUUACUUUCUUAUUUAAAAACUCCAUACAAAGGUAGGUACGUUGACAUCGGGUCUGUUGUGGGCACGUCAGAUAAAAUAUGGACGAUUGCACUGAACACAGAAUCACAGAAGAUGCCUCUCGUUCUGCUCCAUGGGCUGGGAGCUGGUGUAGGGCUCUGGUGCCUUAACCUUGACGCAUUUGCUUCCCAAAGACCAGUUUACGCCAUUGAUGUUCUUGGAUUUGGCAGAAGUUCACGACCAGAUUUCAGCAAAGAUGCAGAUGAAGUGGAGAAACAACUGGUCCAGUCUGUUGAGGAGUGGCGAAAGGAGAUGAAACUUCCUAAGAUGAUCCUCUUAGGACACAGCAUGGGUGGUUUUCUGGCAGGGACUUACGCUUUAAAUUACCCUGAGAGAGUGAAACACCUGAUCCUUGCUGACCCAUGGGGUAUGCCACCCAAGCCUGGAACUGAUCAGCCCAGGAAGUCUAAGCUGCCGUGGUGGGCCAGAGCACUACUUGUCACCAUGCAGCCCUUCAACCCAUUGUGGGCCGUCAGAGUUGCUGGACCUUUCGGACAGAAGCUGGUGGAGAGGACUCGCCCAGACUUGGUGGCUAAGUUUUCUGUCGCAGUGGAUGGUGAUGCAAAAGCCGUGUCUCAGUACAUCUUUCAGUGCAAUGCACAAAGACCCUCGGGAGAGAGCGCAUUUCAUGCUCUGAAUUCAGGGUUGGGAUGGGCCAAGAAUCCACUAUUAAACAGAAUAGAAGAAUUCAGUGAAGAUCUGCCCAUCACCAUUGUGUAUGGAUCACGUUCUUGGAUGGACACCACGGCAGGCCAGGCGGUCUUGGAAAGGAGACCUGCAUCCAGUUACACCGACAUCAAGACAAUAAUGGGAGCUGGGCACCAUGUUUAUGCAGACAAGAGUGAAGUCUUUAACGACACUAUCAACGCAGUAUGCCAGUUCGCUGAUGAGUGCAGUGACACUGAGGACAAUGUUACCAACCCCCCAGAAGAACCCCGCAUCAACAAGAAGGCCAAACAGCAAUCUAAAAGCAGCCGGGCGAGAAUUGCGUCCAAUGAACCUCCUUCCUCUGCAGUGGAUCGGGUUGACCGGAAGAAAAACAUCACUAGCUGAAACAUCAGCUUGAAAUGUCAAACUAUAUGUUAUGCACAAACCUUUAACACGCAAUGCAUUAUUGUUAUUUGUGAAUUUCUUGUAUUUUCAUAGUUGUUACAAUUUAUAAUAUAAUUGUGAUAACGCACAUUUUUUGUAAGAUAGUAGUAGAUAUUUAUUUCUCGUAAUUAUUAAGUAAAUUUUUUUUGCAUGUCUGAAUGAAAAAUAUGUAAAAAUUACAAUACAUGUUAAGGAAGUAGGCAAGAUUUGUUUGUAAGUAAAACAAAACAUCACAUUAUGAAUUUGUUAUUUUGUAUACCACAAGUUUAUUGUAAUAAAAACUAGGGGAUGUAACUAAAAUUGAUUGAAAUUUAAAAUUAGUUAUAUGAAGAAAUUACCAUUGUAGAAAUUGCAUAAGGAAUAUACUAAUAUAGGAGUGUGGUUUUUGAAUACUUUUGUUUCAAAUUGAUGUUUUAUGGGAGAGUUUCCGUCUGAUAUAGAAAUCUAAAAUAUUGAUUUUUUCUGUUAAAUUUCUUCUGUGUAAUAGACGUAACCUGUAAAUCACCUCAUCGAACAAUGUUGUGAUAGUUGAUACAGUAAUAUUUAGUCUAGGUUGUAUGUGAACUGUAAGGUAAGAGUUAAGCAGCAAUUUACUAAUGAAGAAAUCUUUAUAUUUUGUGAUUUGUUUCAAUUUUAAUGCAAGUUAGUAAUAAAGCAUUCUGUAUCAACUAUCACAACAUUGUCCAAUGAGGUAAAAUAAAUUGAUACGGUCACAUUGCAACGAUAAAAUAGCUAUAACAUAAAAUCAUCCAAAUGUCUUCAGUAUGGAUGAAUUAAAAUCAUACUUGUGAAAACAUUACUUCAGAUGAAUGUUUACCUCAUAAAUAAAUAUUAGCAUGUAAUUCCUAUGUACCUGUCUGGUAUUAUUUGGUGGAAGUUUCAGUAAUGCAAAAAUACGGUGGUAAAUUCUCUAUUCAUACGUACUUUUAUGUAACAGAAAAGUAUUCAAAACCCACACUCCUAUGUUAGUAUAUUCCUUAUGGUUGAAUACAGGUCGAGUCUGUAUUAUACUAUUAUAUAUAUAUAAUUGGAUAAGACUAUAUAAUAUUGUAUUGGCAAACAUUUUCAAUGUUGUAUAAUUGUAACAAACAAGAUACAAAGUACUCAAGAGUUCAAUUGGAUAAUACUAUAAGUGUUUUUAUUAUAGUAGGCUGUCACAAUAAAAUAUAUAUAUAUAUAAACUUCCUUUACGUGUUAUAAUUAGAAGUCACACUUUUUUCUUGCCUAAUUCCCAUUGCUUAAGCUCUUAUUUUUAACUGACAUUGGAAUUAGGUGUUUAAGUGCAUGGUAUCUUAAGCAAUGGGAAUUAGGCAAGAAAAGUGUGACUUCUAAUUAUAACACGUAAAGGAAGCAGGACUUUAUAAGACAUUUACCAUCACUAUUUGAUACCAAAAUAUAUAAGUAAUAACAAAUAAAUGUAAAUCAGCCUAUGCCUAUUAAUUCUUAGGAAUUGAGAACUUAAAUAUAAAAAUCAGUAAAACUGCCUUAGAAACUUCCAAGUUGAAGUUAUUCUUAUUGGUUGAACUACCAGUGGAUUUUUGGUAUGUAUUGUAUUUUUUGUACUGGAUGAUGGCAAAUGUCCAAAAAUCCUGUUACCUUCAUAAUUCCUCCAUCAUUACAAUCAAUGAAUAGCCAGUUAUUAUGAAUAUAAUUCAUUAUUACAGAUCAAAGUUAUAAUGCUGCCCAAUCAUGCAAUUUCAUGCGAGGUGCAAGAGCACAUCUUUAUGGCAAAGAUUUCUCUAUAUCAAUAGAAAACAUGUUUUAUUAUUUUAUAAUGCUUUAUUACUAAUUUGCAUUAAAAUUGAAACAAAUCACAAAAUAUAAAGAUUUCUUCAUUAGUAAAUUGCUGCUUAACUCUUACCUUACCAUACAAUUACAGUUCACAUACAACCUAGACUAAAUAUUACUGUAUCACAACAUUGUUCAAUGAGUUGAUUUACAGGUUAUGUCUUUUUUAAAUUAUGUUAAUUUUAAAUUAAUAAUCAGUGUAAAUAAGUAAGCGGUCAUUUAUAUAAAUAGGCAUUAAAGCUGAAAGAGUAUUUUUACUUAAAUUUAACAAAUUUAAUGAAACUAAGUAUUUCUUAUUGUGAUACCCUACUGUAAUAAGAGCACAAAAUAAAAAUUUCAAUAAACAUAAUCAAACACAUCAGUAAUAAAAAAAAAAACAGAUUUCUAAGAAAAAUUGGCUGUUUUGGCCAUCACAUACUAUUUAAUGUUGAAUAUCAGAAAUUCCAAUACACAGAGUCGAAAUUAAAUCGUCUUAUCCAAUUGGACUCUUGAGUACUAUGUAUAUGUUUGUUACAAUUAUACAACAUUGAAAAUACAAUUUGCCAAUACAAUAUUAUAUGAGACAUAUUAUUUAUAAUCACCAUAGACUGUAUAUUAAUAGUUUAAUCAGUGUUUGCUUAUUUUGUCUCUGUUAACAACAACUCACGAAUUUGCUAUGUAACAAAUUAUGGAAAAUCUAACAAUUUCAAUAAAUUAUUUAGUUAAAAAUUAUAAGUUUGAAAACAGUAAAGAUUUAAGAUGAAAUUCAAAUUUCUACAAUUUUUAUUUCAGAAUGAAUUUGGUAAAACUGCCAAAUCAUAACCAGUUUACAAAUUGUAGUUUUCGCAAUUCGACUCUGUGUAUUGGAAUUUCUGAUAUUCAACAGCCAAUUUUUCUUAGAAAUCUGUUUUUUCAUUACUGAAGUGUUUGAUUAUGUUUUUUAUUUUGUCAGAUUUUUAUUUCUGUGUAUUCUAGAGUGGUGGGCAAUCGAUUCUAUAAACUAUAUAUAAUUUGUAAAUAAAUUUUACUAUUUACCUUUGUAUUAGACUUUGAAUCCAAAGAGCACAUUAUUAUUUCAAUAUUUUAUAUUUAUCAAUUUUAAUUAAUUAUUUCAAUUACAAUAUUGUAUUUCCUGUUGAGUAACACAUUUAACGAGUAUUUUGUCUUAUGUGCUCAUUGGAUUCAGUCUAAACUAUAUUCCUUAUGUAAAUAAAGAAUUUGAUUUGAUUGGUUGAUAAAUGUUUUGAAGGUAAAUAGUAAAAUUUAAGUAUUUUUAAUAGUUGGUAGUUCAACCAAUAAGAAUAACUUGAACAUGGAAGUCUCUAAGGCAGUUUUACCGAUUUUUAUAUUUAAGUUCUCAAUUCAUAAGAAUUAAUAGGCAUAGUGUGAUUUACAUUUAUUUGUUAUGUUUUUAAGUUUUACUGUUCAGUAUUUUAAAUAAUUUUGUCACAGGUUAAUUUAGCUGAACAUCAGUGAAUAAAUAAUGAAUAUUCUGUGACUUUUAUGUUCCUUUGUGUCUUUCCUGUUAAAUUAUUAUCUAGUAUAUGUUUAUAUAUAUAUAUAUCUCAAAAUAUUCACAAAACGAGCUUAUUGUGUUAUUCCUUAUUAUGUUUCUGUUUAAAAUUUAAAUAAAGCUGUUACAUUA
This is a messenger RNA of Homalodisca vitripennis (glassy-winged sharpshooter), 4995 nucleotides long. RefSeq names its product 1-acylglycerol-3-phosphate O-acyltransferase ABHD5-like. The transcript is spliced from 9 exons. Gene Ontology annotation, cellular component: lipid droplet. The coding region runs from base 255 to 1544 and encodes 429 amino acids. NCBI's taxonomy places the organism in Eukaryota, Metazoa, Arthropoda, Insecta, Hemiptera, Cicadellidae. The record is from RefSeq and is a predicted model, not a curated record.